AUGAGCAUUUUCAGGUUUGAACCGCGUGAUGCCCUGCAGGAUGGAAAAGUCAGUGCUCGUGAGAUCAAGAAGAAGGUUGGGGUCAUAGUGGAAGAGUACUUUGCCACGGAUGACGUCUCGUCGACAGCGAGCGAGCUACAAGAUCUCUGCUGCCCGAGCUUCCAUUUCUAUUUUGUGAAGAAGCUGGUGUCCACGGCCAUGGACAGGCACGAGAAGGAGAAAGAGAUGGCGGCGGUCCUGCUGUCCAUCUUCUAUGCGGCUGUGAUCGACCCUCCUCAGGUUUACAAGGGCUUCACCGAGCUCGUCGAAUCCUGCGACGAUCUUCAUGUGGACAUUCCAGACGUGGUGGACGUCCUCGCGCUCUUCAUAGCUCGUGCCGUCGUGGACGACAUCCUCCCGCCGGCGUUCUUGACGAAGCAAGUCGCCUUCUUGCCGGAGAAUUCCAAGGGGGUGGAGGCCCUCAAGAGAGCAGAGAAGAGCUACCUCUCCGCCCCCCUUCACGCAGAGAUCGUCCUGAGAAGAUGGGGCGGAAGCCGGAGCACCACCGUGGAAGACAUGAAGAACCGGAUCGGCGAUCUGCUGGCGGAGUAUCUGGUCACCGGCGAUAGGGUGGAGGCUUGCAGGUGUAUUAAGGACCUCAAAGUCCCGUUCUUCCACCACGAGAUCGUCAAACGCGCGCUGAUACUCGCCAUGGAGCGGAGAGAAGCGGAGGGUUUGAUUCUGGAGCUGCUGAAGGCCUCUACUGCAGAAGGGUUGAUCAAUUCGAGCCAGAUCUCGAAGGGGUUCAACCGGAUCAUCGAGGCCGUGGACGAUCUGUGCCUGGAUAUUCCGAGUGCCAGGGAGCUGUUGCAGGGGUUGAUCUCCAAGGCGGCCUCGGAGGGUUGGCUGUGCAGGUCCUCUCUGGUGCCGCUUCCUCUUCUGCCGGAGAAGCCGCUGGAGGACGACGCCACUAGGGUUUUCAAGACCAGGGCCGCAGGCAUCAUCCAGGAGUAUUUCUUGACGGGGGACAUCCUCGAGGUGAUCGGCAGUAGAGAACUGGGGAAUCAUUUCUCCCCGUCCUCCGCGCAGUUGAACGCCAUUUUUGUGAAGAAGCUGGUGACCAUGGCGAUGGACAGGAAGAACAGGGAGAAGGAGAUGGCGUCCUUGCUUUUGACCUCGCUGCCUUUCCCGGCGGAGGACAUCCUUGGGGGGUUCCUCCUACUGGUGGGGGACGCAGAGGAUGCUGCCCUGGAUGUUCCGGCGAUCGUCGAGGACCUGGGGAUGUUCUUGGCGAGGGCGGUGGUUGACGAGGUGCUCGCUCCCCUCCAUCUGGAGGAGAUCGCGAGUCAGUGUGGCGGUGACUCCGCCGGCGGCAGAGCGCUGAAGAUGACCCGGUCCUUGCUGUCCGCAAAGCUUGCCGGCGAGAGGAUCCUGCGGUGCUGGGGCGGCGGCGGGAGCAGCAGAACGGGCUGGGAGAUCGAGGACGUGAAGGAGAAGAUCGGGAGGCUGCUUGAGGAGUACGACUCCGGCGGCGAUCUCCACGAGGCCUGCCACUGCAUAAAGGAGCUGGGUAUGCCCUUCUUCCAUCACGAGGUGGUCAAGAAGGCCCUGGUGGCUCUCAUGGAGAGAAAGAACAGCCGCCGGCUCUGGGACCUCCUGGUGCAGUGCUUCUCCGUGGGGUUGAUCACCACGGACCAGAUGGCGAAGGGCUUUAAUAGGGUGGCGGACUGCAUCGACGAUCUGGCCCUGGACCUCCCAAGCGUAGAGAAGCAGUUUGCCCUGUACGUGGACAUGGCCAGGCACGAGGGUUGGUUGGACUCGUCCUUCUCUUUCUCCUCUACCUCUGGAAGUGGGGACUGCAUCCUGAGGUAG
Molecule: messenger RNA, 1851 nt
Organism: Spirodela intermedia
Lineage: Eukaryota; Viridiplantae; Streptophyta; Magnoliopsida; Alismatales; Araceae
Source: the annotation of a GenBank genome assembly